Molecule: messenger RNA, 1419 nt
Organism: Phyllostomus discolor (pale spear-nosed bat)
Lineage: Eukaryota; Metazoa; Chordata; Mammalia; Chiroptera; Phyllostomidae
Gene: CXCR6
Product: C-X-C motif chemokine receptor 6
Exons: 2
Coding region: 15-1211 (398 amino acids)
Biological process (GO): immune response; inflammatory response; G protein-coupled receptor signaling pathway
Cellular component (GO): membrane
Molecular function (GO): C-X-C chemokine receptor activity; coreceptor activity
Source: RefSeq, a predicted model, not a curated record
UUCUGAUCUAGCUGAUGGGUGAGGUCUCUUCCAAUCACCAAGAGUUAAAAGCUUUUCGGCGGAAACAUGGACCACAUCACAGAGGGGCAGAGGUAGCCCCUGCUGUGGAGCAGAGCUCAUCUCUGGAACCAUCUGACAGAGCACCUCGGCUGGCGUUCGUCAGAGCGGACACCAUGGCGGACGACGACUACGACGACUACGGGCUCUUCAACACCUCCGACAGCGGCGGUGGCAGCGGCAGCAGCCAGGAGCACCAACGCUUCCUGCGCUUCCACCAGGUCUUCCUGCCCUGCGUGUACGUGGCGGUGUUCGUCUGCGGCCUGGUGGGGAACUCCCUCGUGCUGGUCAUAUACGUCUUCUACCAGAAGCUGAGGAGCCUGACGGACGUGUUCCUGAUGAACCUGCCCCUGGCCGACCUGGUGUUCGUCUGCACUCUGCCCUUCUGGGCCUAUGCGAGCAUCCACGGGUGGGUCUUCGGCAGGAUCGCGUGCAAAGUCCUGCUGGGCAUCUACACUUCCAACUUCUACACGUCCAUGCUCACCCUCGUCUGCAUCACCGUGGACCGCUUCAUGGCGGUGGUUCAGGCCACCAAGGCCUACAACGAGAAGGCAAAGCGGAUGAGCUGGGCCAAGGCCAUCUGCCUGUCCACCUGGGUGGUCUCCCUGCUGGUCUCCUUGCCUCAGAUCAUCCACGGCGACACCCGUGAGUUGGACAAGCUCGUCUGCAGCUCCCACAAUGAGGAGAUUUCCACCGUGGUCCUUGCCAUCCAGAUGACCAUGGGGUUCUUCCUGCCGCUGCCUGUCAUGGUCGUCUGCUACUCGGUCAUAAUCAAGAACCUGCUUCACGCCCGAGGCUUCCACAGACACAAGUCUCUCAAGAUCAUCUUCCUGGUGGUGGCUCUGUUCCUGGUGACCCAGACGCCCUUCAACGUCGUGAAGAUCAUCCGCAGCCAGAGCUGGGAGUACCACAGCAGGACCAGCUUCCAGUACGCCGUCGUGGUGACCGAGGCCAUCGCCUACCUGCGGGUCUGCCUCAACCCUGUGCUCUACGCCUUCGUGGGCCUGAAGUUUCAGAAGAACUUCUGGAAGCUCAUGAAGGACACUGGCUGCCUCCCUUACCUGGGAGUCUCGAGGCAGAAUUUUUCAGAGAAUACUUCCAAGACGGGCUCGACUACCCACCACGCGGAGGCCACCAGCAUGUUCCAGCUGUAGGCCCUGCGGGGCUCGGAGGGGCGGCCUGGGAGCUGGCGGGAGCGGGGCUGCGUCCCCGGGACGGGAAGAGGAAGGCCGAGUUCACAGGGUGUAGGUUUUCACGGACACGUAAGCAAAUGCUACAGCUGGUGUGGAAUGCUGCUUCUCAGGCACGGACACACCUGUUCUCUCCUCAAACACCCAGGCCUGGAGCUCAAAGCGGGGUCUA